UCGACAUUCGGGUUAUCAUUAAUUUCGUUGAUAUAAUAAGCAGUAGACAUUUACUACAAAACUAAAAUGACUACACAAUAUGUAAUCUAGAAGAAGUCACAACAAAGAAAUAUUUCUUUAGAGGUUGAAAAAUGUUUUUGGAAGUAUUCUCAUGUUUCGCUGGUAAAUAUAAAAAUUAUACGAGUUCUAGCGACGGCUAUAUGUCAUAACUGUGAGAGUUUCGAAGAAGAUUUUAGAUUACCACAAACCAACCAACAGGAAUUACAAUGGACAGGUCGCUAUAACCUAACAAGAAUAACGAGUUGUAGUGCGAUCAAACAUAGAGAAGGCAAAACAUACUUAGAAAUAACAAAUUUUCUUCACGGAUAUAUAAUCAACAUGAAGAACAUGCAUCCGCGCGGACAAUGUCGCCAAGAAUGUAAAGACUUCACUCACGUUAAAACCGAAAAGUGCUUUCAAAAUAAAUGGUGCAAAGAACAACCACCCUGUUCAAAAAUCAUUAAAUGUGAGUUAAAGUCAACUGCAAUGAAUGUUUGUCGUUCGAAUAUGCGUCGUACCAACCGAAGGUACGAAUAUAUCGAUGAACCCGGGAUAGAACGAAACUGUACAGACACUUCUGUGUAUUUAGAAACACAAUCAAGAGGUCUUUUUGAUAUAUGCGACUACUGUUACUGCAUAUGUGAGGAAGAUAUGCCAUCAGCAGACAGAUAUAUUAGUUUACGUACUGCUGUGGCUGAUGUGAGCGACAAUAGGAUUGUCACUGGCAUUCGCUUUAUUAAAAAUAAUGGAAUAAUACAUUUUCAAGUUCAAGAUGGUAAACUUAUGCCAUACGGAAAAAUAAACGGAAGUACUGUCAGAUGGGUGCCAGUUCGUGAAUUCACAGUAACAGAUGAAAAUGUUGCCGAAAACGUGGACUACCAUAAAUUAACUUGGCAGCACAGAAGGGUUCAAUUAAACGAUAUUUUUGCAGACGAGGGAUUCGUAAUUACAGGUGUCAGAUUUAAACAAAUAGGACAUCAUUUACGCCUGAAUCUAGAAAUACUCACAGCUCCUGUCAAUUAUGCAAUUGGAAAACUUAUAAAUCCUAAAAAUACAAGUACUUACAAAGGAAUUCCUAACAUAGGACUCGUGAAUAAGUUUGGCAAAGAGCUUAGAUUAAGUCAACCUGAUGUACCAAGUCGUGACAGGAAAGCAAGCAUUGUUUCUUCGACAAAUAAAUACGUACAAUUUACGACUACAGAUUAUUAUAAAGAUGCAGGGCAAACCACUGUUCCGUUUUUUGAUGCCAAAGCUGCGGAAUCAAGAGGUUCGCCUUUGGUUGGAAUCGGAAUUUUUCACAGAGGAGGUGAAGAGUCUGGUGGAUUCAUAGUCCCACAAAUAUACGCCUUGAAUUUACCAAAAACGUCUAAAUUUGGCCGUGGUGUAAAAGAACUAACAUCUAUUUUAUGUACCGAUCUUGCAUUUAAUAGAUCGUUUUUUUGUGGCAGCGAAAUUCUAAAACCCCAAGAAUUCUUACCAUUACUAUGAUAUACGAAAGAAAAGGAUCCACGAAACAAAAAAUUUUACAGAAACAAGUUUAAAAAAUUAAAUUUUAAUAUUUAUAACAUUAAUAUAACAGUCACGAAUCGAAACUAUGAAAAUUGUAUGGGUUGUGGGGGUGGCACCUCUUAAUAAAAUCUACAUAAUAUUUGUCUUAAAAUAAUAACUUGGUAACGUUAUAACAAGAAAACAAAACAAAAAAAGUCAAAAUCAAUUGGUAAUAACACUAAUAACGUAAGUAAACCAAAUUUUGUGUUUCUGGAUGUUGUAUAAUUUUGACAAUCAAUAGCUGUUAACUACGACAUUUUACAUGAUACAGGAAGUAUUGUGAUGUGGUUCAUUUGAUAAAUAAUAAUUAUAUGUUUUCUCGACGUUUCACUUCUGGUAGAAGAACACAAAAAUGUCAAUUUCCCGCUUCCGUCUGCUUGCUAUUUGUCGGUGUCUGUCUGUCUAGGGUUUCAUUAAACAAAUAAUUUCCGAAACUAUUGGACUGAUUAGACUAAAUAAAAUUCAUUUGUUCGUC
Messenger RNA from Zophobas morio, 2062 nucleotides. RefSeq lists its product as uncharacterized. Lineage: Eukaryota; Metazoa; Arthropoda; Insecta; Coleoptera; Tenebrionidae. The record is from RefSeq and is a predicted model, not a curated record. The coding region runs from base 379 to 1527 and encodes 382 amino acids. The transcript is spliced from 8 exons.